CGCCUACGUAACGAAGCGACCACCGAAAACUGAAAACCCAAUAAAAAUAUAAUUUAAUAUUAUAAAAUUGUGAUUUAGUUAUAAGAAAUUAAUAGUUUUAUUGUUAAUCUAAUUAUAUUAUGUGCAAAGUGAUUUAACAAGAAUAUAAUGAACCAUUCAGAAUUUUACAUACAGGAGCCAGAAGAGCAGCCUGUAAUAAAGAAAACCCCACAAAUAAUAAUAGAAAAUAACACUGACAUAACCAUUUCAAAAUGUGAACACUCAAAUGAUAUAUCAUCGAGUGGGUCACCCAGUGCUCAAACAGUGCCUAUUAAAGCUCAGGUCUUACCACUAGUAUAUAUUAAAAACAAAUCUAAAUUUCCUACGAUAGGACAAAAUGUUUUAUUUGGUGGAAGAGGUAGACCAAUUGUGCUGCCAAAACAACCCAUCACCAUUGUACCGCAAGGAAGUAGACUUGCGGCAACUUAUGUUACUAUGGUAAAAUCUGAUAACAUCACAGGGGAAAAAACUAUAAUGCAAGGAUCUCAACCACAAAAAUUUGUACUUGCAGGACCAAUACCAAGAUUACCCAUUCCGACGGGGAAAAUAACACCUAUGCCUAAACUUAACAACAAUCCCUCAGUUACGGUAACAACCAGCACAUUACAACAUGGUAAAUUUUCCGUUUUGCCUGUUCCAACUCAGGACAACAGUUCUGGAAAUAAAGUGCCGAAAGUGUUUAACUUUCAAAUUUCCGAUGGGAAAAUUUAUUCGAAUGUUCCUCACUCAGUGCCGCAGAUUUCAAAAACCGAUGAUGUUAAUAAUAAGACCUAUGAGCUGUCUAUUGCUGAGGAAUCAGUAAGUGAGCUAAAUGAUAACAAAGUUAUUGAUAGCACUAAUCAAGCAGAUUCUUCAGGGAGAUCAAGUUUAAAGUUUUCACAUGGGAUAUCAAUUUUAAAGAAAAGUUUCAUAAUUGGACAAGAUAACAACCAAACUCCCAUUAAGCCGAUAACACCCUUAUCAAACAGUACUGAUAUCACAUUGAUAAAGGCAAAUGGGGAGGAAGAAAAGAUACAUGUGGCACCCAAUGUACCAAUAAAAAAAACUGAAAGAAGUAGAAGAAAGUCAAUGGUUUGUCUCCGGCAAGAAUUGGAUGAUAUGGAAAUCACUUUUCCCGAUUAUGAUAUUAAGCCGGAGGUUAAACUUGAGGAGGAGUUUAGGAAAGAUGAGGUGAAAUCAAACUGUGAGUCACCAAAGAAAGAAAUAGAAAAAGUGAAGGAAGAACCAGAACCAGAACCAGAUCUAGACCAGGAACCUAAAUGGGAAACAGUCGAAGAGUCAUCACCAGAACUGGGCCAAUUAGAGAUCGAUGUUAAGUCCGACCAUGAACCGCUGGAUCUAAAAUCCCUCCUGGACAUAAAACCAGAUCCUGACGCCUUAAAUUUACUCACUUGGGAUGAUAAUAUCGGGACUUUGCCUGGGAGCAAUUUAAAGUUUUUACUUAACGAAUUCGGGAUUAUCGAGUACCUUUCCGAUGAGGAGCAUCAAAAGCUGCUUAGCAAGAAGGAAAAGAAGAUUAAAGAAAAGGAGGAUAUGGAGAAAGAAGUUCAGUGCAAGGAGUGUGGUUGUUACGGAAUCAGGGUUGAUUUUAAUAGUUCUAAUUAUUGCAGUUACGAUUGCCAGGAGGCGGCUGAGAAGGAACAGGUCAAAAAGGAAACGGAAUUUCCGGUUGCUGGUAACAAAUGUUUAAAAAAGAAAUUUCCCAAGAGCAAAUCAGAAAACGAAAUUGAUGGAAGUGGAGAGGAAGACAACUCCAACGACGUAUCCCAGGAUAAAUUUGCUUACCCAUGGGCGUGUAAAAAGAAGGGAUUCUCUUGGUCCAAAUACUUGACGCACGUCAAUGCUAAAGCGGCCCCAGUAAAGUUAUUCAAAGAUCCAUUUCCUUAUACAAGAAAUGGAUUUAAAACUGGAAUGAAGCUGGAAGGAGUUGAUCCCCAACAUCCGUCUUAUUUUUGUGUUUUAACUGUUGCGGAUAUUAAUGGUUAUAGGAUUCGUUUGCACUUUGAUGGCUAUCCAGACAAUUACGACUUUUGGACUUAUGCGGAUAGCAUGAAUAUAUUCCCAAUGGGGUGGUGUGAAAAGUACGGCCAUGAACUCAGACCUCCACCUCCGUAUAAGGAGGAUAACUUUAAUUGGAUUCAAUAUUUGAAACAUACCAAGAGUACCGCAGCCCCUAAACAUUUGUUUGUCAAUAGAGCAGGACAGGCAAUUUGUCCAAACGGAUUCCGCAUCGGUAUGAAGUUGGAAGCCGUCGAUAAAACGAAUUCUACGCUUAUUUGUGUGGCAACAGUAAGAGACAUGAUGGACAAUAGAAUUUUAGUGCAUUUCGAUGGAUGGGAUGACAUUUACGACUAUUGGGCCGACCCUACGUCGCCCUACAUUCACCCUGUUGGCUGGUGUGACCAGUAUGGACAUGACCUGACAGCACCUAGUGACUACCCAAGCCCUGAAGAUUUCACUUGGGAAAAAUAUCUGAAGGAAACUAAAUCGGUUGCAGCUCCAGUGCGUGCUUUUAAACAAAGACCUGCAUGUGGGUUUAAACGUGGAAUGCGACUUGAGUGCGUCGACAAAAGGGUGCCUCAACUUAUACGAGUCGCAACAGUAGAUGACGUUAAAGAACAUCAGAUCAGAAUCCACUUUGACGGAUGGCCGGACAGAUACAGCUAUUGGGUAGAUGACGACAGUCCUGACAUUCACCCCAUAGGUUGGUGCCAAAAAACCGGACAUCCUUUAGAACCACCAUUAACUCCUGAUGACGUGUAUGAUUUUUUGGAAUGCCCUACGGUGGGGUGCAGAGGACAAGGUCACACAAACGGCUUGAAAUACCCCAUUCACACCUCGCAGAAAUUCUGCCCCUAUGCGGAAGGAAACAUUGAUUCCGAAAAAGUAUUACCCGAUAGACUGUUAAGUCCAGACAGGAGUCCUGAGGCAAAAGAACCUAUUUCCAGACAUCUGAAUAGGGAUAAAUGCAAACGUCGCCUCGGAAGGCCACCUAAGUGGUUAAAAGAUCUGCAGCAGCAACGAGGUCAAAGUGACGAUAUACCAGAACAAAAGCCUAAGCGUAAAUAUGUUAAAAGAAUGAAAAAGGAAGAAGAAGAUGAAGAAGAGGAUGAGGAGGAAGACGAUGAAGAGGAACCAAAGAAUAGCGCGGAUAACUCGAAUUCCAAAUCCUCGCUGGAAGAAAUGGCGCGAAAAUUCGUAACCGACUCGAAAAUCUCUCCGGCGGAAAAGGAAUCUUGGAAAAAACACUCAGAGUUUUUGGAGGAUUUCAUCAAUACCGACGAUAAUCCGAUAAGUUGGUCCUGUAAUGAUGUGGUGGAAUUUGUGGCUGCGAUACCCGGUUGUGACCGGUAUACUGCCGGGUUUUACGAACAGCGAAUCGACGGCGAGGCUUUAUUACAUCUAAGCCAAGACGAUAUUAUACGGGUUUUAAACUUUAAGGUCGGACCUGGUAUAAAGCUGUAUAACAGUAUUGUACUGCUUAGAGAUCAGGCCCCCAAAAGGAAAAGAUAUGUAAAUAAGUAGCUUUAAAUUUUUUUUUUGUGGUUCUUUAUUAAUUUACAAUCUCUAAAUUAAUCAUAUUAUGAGGCAAUUUGAUUUCAUGUGAAUGAAAAAAAUAAUAAGAUAUACAGGGUGUUUACAGCACCCUUUUUUUAACUUUUUUAUAUGAUGCAAAAUUGUUAUUUACCUGGGAUACCCUGUACGUCCAACUAAGAAAGAUGCUUGAAAUAUGUGAUUGUUUCAUGAAUUAACGGAGUUUACUUAUAUUAUUUAUUAUGUUUAUCAAACCCUGAUUGUUCUAAUUGUUAUAGUAUGAAGGAUAUUAACUUUUUUCUCUGUCUUUAUUGUCUUAAGAAUUUCAUAUAUUUAAUAAAUCUUUGUUUUUUUGAUAAA
Molecule: messenger RNA, 3933 nt
Organism: Anthonomus grandis grandis
Lineage: Eukaryota; Metazoa; Arthropoda; Insecta; Coleoptera; Curculionidae
Gene: l(3)mbt
Product: lethal(3)malignant brain tumor-like protein 3
Exons: 11
Coding region: 148-3564 (1138 amino acids)
Biological process (GO): regulation of DNA-templated transcription
Cellular component (GO): nucleus
Molecular function (GO): protein binding; zinc ion binding
Source: RefSeq, a predicted model, not a curated record